This is a messenger RNA of Acaulospora morrowiae, 125 nucleotides long. The record is from the annotation of a GenBank genome assembly. NCBI's taxonomy places the organism in Eukaryota, Fungi, Glomeromycota, Glomeromycetes, Diversisporales, Acaulosporaceae.
AUGGGUUCGGUGGUAGUAAUGGCGGCUGAUGUUAUCAAUUGUUCACUCGGACUCGUAUUCAAGGUUAAGUCAAUUUUUGACUUCCCAACCAUUUAUGAUAUAUACCUUACGUACAUCGGUGUUGC